CUGGCAUACUACACAGGCCGGUUGGCAUCUGCGUCGUUCGACCAUUCGGUUCAAGCUCGUCCGGUCCGAACGAAUUGAAUCGACCUUAGCUUGAGUAAAUAUCAUAUUCAGAGUUUGAAUUCAUACCUCUGAUGUUGUUGAACUGUUGUUAUUUGAAUAAAUUAAUAAAACGUUCAAGAAUUUUUCCGAUUGGAUUACAUUGAACACUGUUCAAGUUCAUUUCGUUGUUCAUGUCUCGGGUUAUUUUGAUCGGGUUUCCGCGCUCAGCGUUUUGACAAGUGCUCGUUUAUUUGGCCAGCCAUUUUGUAUUCACGAAGAAAGAACUGUGACAGACAAAAAGUACGCGGAAAAACCAUUUUCUUGUUUAUUAUUCAUUGUUUUGGCGGAAAAGUGAAUAAGAACUUGUGUAAUAUACUGUAUUUACAUUAGUGAAUUGGACUGAUAUUCGUUUUAUGCCGGAUUAUCGGACAUGACGCCAACUUAAGUGUUUCAAGUGGGAUUUGUUUUAACGCGUCUUUUUGGAGAAAUCUCAGAAUUCACAUUUAUUGGAAGAAUCUAUUCCUAAAUAGUGGUUGAGUGGACGAUGCACGUAAAUCAUGGCUACAAAGUUAGAACCUGAUUACCCGUUACCUUCCACAAACAAUGAUUCAGAUGGGGAGGAACAAGAAGAUUCAAUAGAAGAUCCCGACCCAGAUCAAGAGGAAGAAGAUCCGCCUCCUCAACCCUCAAAUGUCCACACUCUUCUGGAAAGGCUUCGGUCCACUGGAGCUCUUAUAAAGAAACCCGUUAAGCAGGAACACCGGUGUUUCACGUGCGAAGAGGACUACCCCGACUGGGAAAAGCUAGAGAACCAUCUGAUUCAGCACGUCUCCCUACCGUCCAUCGUACUCGACAAGCUGCCGUCCGACGACGAGUAUGCCCCCUCCGGCGACGAGUGGUUCGACGAGGACCAGCCCUCCCCACCACCGAAACAGGACCUCCAGAAAACGCCACAAAAAAUAGAAAUAUCACAACUCCUCAAAAAUACCGGCAUCUCCAUCAAAAAGCCCGGGGAAAAUACUUCCAACGCCAAUUCUGAGUCCGCAUUAAGCAAACUGAGCGGCCUCGGCUUCACUAUUAAAAAGAACACGACGCCGAUAAAAGAGGAAAAACCGGAUCCUUCAUCUGCUAAUGACGUCAUGCAAAAGCUGGGCAGUCUCGGAGGCAUCAAGCUUAAAUUGAAAUCUGAUGGCAACUCAAACUCGUUCAAAGUCAUAAACGGCCUUAAAGACUUUAAAACUUCUGAUGACGAAGGCCAAGAGAGCGGGAACGAGGAUGACAACAAAUAUGAUGCUAAAGAUUCUGAAGAAGAGCCUGACGAUCAGGAGCCAUCAGGGGACGAACAAGAGGAGAAAAGUCCCCCCGUCAACGCAGGCAAGCAAAUCAACAGCCAGGCUAAUCUUAGAAAUAAAAAAGUUAUCAACGUGACCAAAAUAAUCCCGCCUAAAACUGAGGCCGUCACGACCCCGUCUCCUGUCAAAGUUCAGCUCGCAAAACCAGUAAGACCAGCCGUUAAACAGACACCUAAAAGGGGCGCGAAUUUACCCCUCGCGGCACCUACCCAAGGGAAGGAUAUUUCUACAACCUCAACCCCUGAGCGGCGGGACUCGAAUGCGAGCCAUACGAGCGCGGAAAAUGUCACCGUUAAGCAAGAAGUGGUGGAUACGUCGGCGGAACAAUCUACGGCUGGAACACCCUUGUUCUCAGUCAUUAAGUCUGAAAGAGCCUCGCCGCCUCCUCUGGGAGGAAAUGCAGCUCCUCUGCUUGAAAGCACCCCUGUUAUAGCUAGAAUCAAAUCCGAACCCGAUGCGGGCCCCGCCGCCGCUCACUCCCCAGCCUCCACGGCAUUCAGUCGAGCGGAAACUCCCCUUCUCCCCGUAACGAAGAAGGAGGAUACCGGAGUAACCGUAAUAGAAAUCAACGGUGAUUCUGGCGACGACGAUGACGACUGUUGCGUAGUAUCAGCCACGCCGGCUUCUGAUGUUAAACCGCCUUUGAUUCCGAAAACUGAACCGCCUUCUUAUCCUCCACCGGCAUACCACACUCCACAGUCUAGCUACAGCUCCACACCAGUCCUGGCAUCAACUUUAAGUUCAAUGGCAGGUGGUUCAUCUACUGAAAAACAGCAUUCUUUCAACUGGAACGCACCCGACACGAAACCGGCAAUCGAUAUGCUUGAAAAAAGUGCAGACGAAAUAUUCGAGAGCCUUCUCUCCAGUGCUACAAAAAAGGAACAUUCUCUGUCCGAUGCUAGCGAAUACAUAUCUUUAGACACCCUAGGUCCCCAGCACUCCUGUGACGUGUGCAAUACUAGAUUUACAAAUAUAUCGCUGCUCGACGAUCAUAUAAGGAUGACGGGUCACACGAAAAGUCUCGUCGCGCCGACUUCCUCGUUGAUGCCUUACAGUUCAGCGGGAGCGAAUAGUAUUUUAUCACAGCUGCUGCCGGUGAAAUGCUUGGCGGAUCAGGUCGGGAAGCUCUCCGGAAUGAACAGCGGCCCCGGAUUCACGCAUCAGCAAAACGUCAUGAUCAAUAUUCAGGCUUAUCCCGGAGGAGGGAUGGGGCCACCCCAGGCGGGCUACACCGCGUACCCCCCCGGGCAGAACGCGUACCAGCCCGGGUACCAGCAAAUGCCGGGGAACGGCAUGUACGGGAACGCCCCCGGAGCGAUGCCGGGCCAGUACCCCGGCCAACACUACACGGGCGGGUACGGUCAGCAGUCAUCGAUGGGCUUCCAGGUGCCGAUGUCGAAGCCCGGCUUCUCCCCGGGAAUGCAGCAGAACUCGUACACGACCCCCUCCUCGCCCUACUCGACCGCCUCGCCGAUUCAGAACAUGCAGCAGGCGUACGGGCAGACCGCGCCCGGCUUGAUGAACCCGCCCAUGGGGCAGAUGGGGCCGCCCGGCUCCUCGCCCGCCCACCCCUACCCCGCGUCCAGCCCCGGCGGCAUGAAGCCCCCGACGAGCGCCUCCAGCGGCAUCCGCAUACAGAACGUGCAGACCUUCCCGCCCGGCCAGCUCGCCCCGGGCGCCGCGCCCAACACGCAGAUGCCGGCGCCCGGGCAGAUCAGGAUGGCGGCCGGCGUCGGCGGCGCAACACGACCCCGCAUGCCCGUGCGCGGCGCGCGGCCCACCAUCCGCGCCGGCGUGCAGCUGCAGCGCGGGGGCAAGGCCGGCCCGCGCAUGCCCAUGAAGCGGCCCGCGCCCAUGCCCGGCGGCCCCGGCCUCAAGCGCCGCCCCGACAUGCUGCUCCCCGGCAAGCACGACAACGAGGACUGCCAGGUCAUGGCGAUGCAGAAGCAGCGCGAGGGGCUCCCGAUGAUCUCGAGCGUCCAGGGCGCCAAGGACAAGCUCAGUCUCGGCGGCCAGAUCUCCGUCACCAAGAAGACCGUCAACAGGGAGGCGAACGCGAUGGCGAACGUGCUCGCGUCGCGCGGCAUCAGCAUCAAACAGAAGCAGAGGAGCCGGUCGCCGACGCCGGAGCGCCCGAUCCCGCACAUCCCCAACCUGGGCGCCGGCGUCAGUAUUAAACACACCUCCAAAUCUAGCACCUUCUCGAUUCCCGAGGCGCAAGUCGGCUCGAACAUGCACACGUGUAAGAUCUGUAGGAAGAUGUUUUCAAAUUCGACCUCGCUGUCGACGCAUAUGGCGGCGGCGCAUCCCCAGAGAGGAUUCAAAUGCGACGAGUGCCCCGCCUCUUAUCCUAAGUCGCUCCAACUCCAGCACCAUAAGCGAGUGUUCCACAACGUUAGCGGGCCCAAUCGGGAGCUAGGUUUGCCCGUGGUGGACCUGUCUCAGGAGGAGAACUUGCAGAGAUUAAGUAGUUUAGGUAUAUACAGUUUUAUUCCCCUAGCGAAUCGCGAGCAGGCGGGCGGGUGCUUCGGCAUUCCGGUGAUAUCGGUGCACAACGUCAACAACGGUAUGACGUCGAGCCUGCAGGCGCUCGGGGCCGACGGCCUGCUUAGUUUAGGACCUUUAAAACCAUUACCAAACACGUAAGUUAAGUAGAUAUCUCAUUUAAUUUGUUGGACUUCUUGAAAAUAUGAGUUAUAAUUUUACAAGGCAACUUUUAUUACAUAUAUGGAAUGAUU
Cydia amplana is the source of this 4129-nucleotide messenger RNA. RefSeq lists its product as uncharacterized. Gene Ontology annotation, molecular function: DNA-binding transcription factor activity, RNA polymerase II-specific; RNA polymerase II cis-regulatory region sequence-specific DNA binding. Gene Ontology annotation, biological process: regulation of DNA-templated transcription. The transcript has 3 exons. The record is from RefSeq and is a predicted model, not a curated record. NCBI's taxonomy places the organism in Eukaryota, Metazoa, Arthropoda, Insecta, Lepidoptera, Tortricidae. The coding region runs from base 597 to 4037 and encodes 1146 amino acids.